Messenger RNA from Patiria miniata (bat star), 1466 nucleotides. RefSeq names its product hydroxysteroid 11-beta-dehydrogenase 1-like protein. The record is from RefSeq and is a predicted model, not a curated record. Gene Ontology annotation, molecular function: oxidoreductase activity. The transcript has 6 exons. NCBI's taxonomy places the organism in Eukaryota, Metazoa, Echinodermata, Asteroidea, Valvatida, Asterinidae. Gene Ontology annotation, cellular component: intracellular membrane-bounded organelle. Bases 82 to 978 code for a protein of 298 amino acids.
UCUACUCCGCUAUCGCGUCGUGCAUGCUAAGGUGCCUUGGUGAUUUCGUCUCAUCAUUGGGUAUAAUAAGGCAUUCUUAAGAUGGGUUGGAAGACGUUUGCAGUCAUAGGGAUAGUUGCCUACUUUGUCUAUCAGAGCAUCGACCGGUUUGAUCCAGCUAGCAUCAAAGACAAGAGAGUCGUGAUCACCGGGGCUAGUACCGGCAUAGGCGAGGAGAUUGCAUAUCACUACGCCAGGUUCGGUGCCCGGAUACUUAUCACCGCCAGGCGAGAAGCAGUGCUCAAACAGGUCGUUGCGAAAUGCAAGGAGCUUGGAGCCAAGGAGGCCUUCUACGUCCCUCUGGAUAUGGCUCAAGAGGAAGCCCCUAAGACCCUGAUUGAUGAAGCUCAGAAGAAGUUCGGAGGACUGGACCAUCUUAUCCUGAAUCACAUCAUCAAUACCUAUCCGAAAUUCUGGGAAGGGGAGUUCGAUUCCGUCAUGAAGAAGACGAUGGACAUCAAUUUCUACGCCUACAUCAGACUGGCCACACAUGCCACGCCCAUGCUGAAGAAAAGCAACGGUCAUAUCGGUGUCGUGUCAUCCGGUGCGGGCAAGAUUGGUCUCCCAUUUGUGGCAGUCUACAGCGCCUCCAAGUUUGCUCUUCACGGCUUCUUCGAUGCUCUACGACAGGAAUACGAAAUGCAGAACUUUGGGAUAUCCAUUUCGACCUUCGUUCUCGGUGGGAUCAACACCACCACUGUAGCCCAAGACACCACUAAGAUAUUCCUGCCUCAAACCUUCUCCACCACUCCGUAUGACACUGCUCUGCGCAUCAUCAAGGGGACGGCCAACCGCGAGAGGGAGGUGUAUUACCCAUUUCAAGCCUUCCAAAUCACAAAGAUGAGAGACUUCGCCCCCGUGUUGAUGGAAAGAAUAAUCCAGUCGCAGACCCUCAACCAAGACACUAUCAGCAAAAUCUUGAAAUCACGGGGAGAAUAAUGGGUCGGACCGCUCAUCCCUCACCCCCCAAAUAAAUUAUACCAAAUCAGUAAAAAUAGAACUUUAAGAAGUGCGAAUUGCCUUGAUUUGCCGGGACUUUAAGACAGUUCUUUUUUUAAAAUAGUAAUAAUCCAGUUCUUCCAUUUCACCAAAAAGUAUGUUUCAAUUCAAUUUAAAUUAGACAUAAGUAAUUAGGCAUAAUAGUAGGUUGGGAUGCGUCUUGUUCAUUAUGAGACAAAGGUUGACAUCUAGGCAAUGUGUUCGGAAGGACAAAUCUGCAUUGUUUUCAUUUGUUAUUAAACAAAUGCAUAGUGUGCAUCAGCGCGUCUGCUUUAAUUGCAAUGUUUUUCGCAUAUCACUACUGGCCUGCAGGGGCGGAACUUGUUUUCAGGAAAGGGGGGAUAUUGGAAUGACGGGAAAUGAGUGAAGACAUGCACUUAAUGAUUGAGGGUCCAGGGGCAUACCCGAACCCCUCUCCCCCCCCCCCC